Aspergillus alliaceus is the source of this 2565-nucleotide messenger RNA. RefSeq lists its product as uncharacterized. The transcript has 3 exons. Gene Ontology annotation, molecular function: small GTPase binding; actin binding. The record is from RefSeq and is a predicted model, not a curated record. NCBI's taxonomy places the organism in Eukaryota, Fungi, Ascomycota, Eurotiomycetes, Eurotiales, Aspergillaceae. Bases 1 to 2565 code for a protein of 854 amino acids. Gene Ontology annotation, biological process: actin cytoskeleton organization.
AUGGCUCCCAACUUGCAAGGUCCCAAUAUUUUCGACGAUGCUACCCGUCUCCCGACCAAACCAUCCGUCUUCCGAGGAAUAUUGUCGUCCAGAACUCACAAGAGGAACCCCUCGGCAGAUGAUGCCGCCUCUUGCAAACCACCCUACCAAAGCCAGCCCUUUUGCAAUUCAUACGCGUCUCCAGUGGAGCAAGCAUAUGCCACUCUAGACCAACAACCCCUAACGGAAAUUGCCCUGAAUCGAGACGCAGCGGAUUAUGGCUCACCCCGGCAGAGAUCGCCUGCAAAACAGGAAAAGAAUACCUUGCACAAGAAGACGAAAAGUGCCGUGUCCCUGAAGUCUCUAAGGGGCUACAUGGAGCGUAAGGACAACCGAUCAGAAUCGCCCGAAGUCGAUUCCGAAGACCUGAAGCCCAAAAAGGCCAAAUCAGCCAACAGUCUUUCGGCAAUUUUGAAGCGGUCGCAGCGCGGGAGAAAAGCUGAAAGCUCGAAGAGUGGUCGAGACAAGGAAAAUCGAAGCCCAACGGACCUAGUUGACAACAUGCCAUCUCCUACAUGGAGCCAGUAUGCGCCUGGGCCAUGCUAUGGUCAAAUCGGGGUGCCACCCUCUCCCUCCAAGCGCAGAACUUUCCAAGAAGAAGUAUCGCUCUACACUCCUAAAGGCUAUGGGCCGUCCCAGCAGCGCAAUUUCUGGGAUUACCAUCAGCCGUCUCUCACGAACCGUACGGACCCCAAGCCUCGUCCAAAAUCAGAAUUUCUUUCGGGGAACCGCAAGGUGAGAGAGCUAUUCGGGUCACCCCAGAGCGUGUCCUCAGAAAAGCCUCCGCUAUCGGACACCCAAGAACCCUCGUCCCCCUCUAAAGGAAAGGGCCGGCCUCGAGCACUGUCAAAACCCGAGCCGCGGCAGGGUGCUGAACAGCAGCCAGAAAGCCCGAAAAAGGUGUCUCGUGUCCAAGCAGCUAUAUCUGCCUUCAAUGCCAAGGAACGCGAAGCGGAACUACAAAGACACUUAAAUGCAAAGGAUCUUGAAAGCGAAUUUGAGAAGCUUUUGGACGCAAGGAACAUCCCUCAUAAUAUGAGAGAGAAAAUGAGGUCCUUGGACACUAAUAUUAAGGCUGACUUUAUCCAAAAGGAUAAAGCAGAAAGCGCACAUAGUGCUAGUGCUAGUGUGCACACUAAUGAUAGCACAGGCCGCCGGGGUCGCAGAAAGGAACAAAAAGAGGAAAGGCAACCCCAAGACAGUAAAGGUUCUCAGUCGCGAUCCAGAAGUCGCGGGUUCAGCUUUUCCAAGGGUUCCUCGCCGACAAAGAAACGGCCAGAGAGUGGAAGUUCAUAUAGACGCCCAAAGUCUGCUGAAUUUUCACAGCCAGGGCUAUCGAAGAUAUUAACGCCAUCGACUUCUACGACAUCUCUCUCUGCAACAGCUUGUCAGGAUACUGCGGCCGACCCCUCAGACUUUGUUCAUUAUUUGAGGGAAAUUCAGAAACCGGAAAUGAUAGAGAUAGGCAAGAUUCACAAGCUCAGGCUUCUCUUGCGGAAUGAAACUGUUAGCUGGGUCGACACUUUCAUUACCGAUGGCGGUAUGGACGAGAUUGUACAGUUGCUUUACAGGAUCAUGAAGGUUGAGUGGAGGGAAGAACAUGAGGAUAAUUUGCUCCAUGAAACCCUUCUGUGUUUGAAAGCGCUCUGUACGACUUCCGUCGCAUUGCAGCGUCUUACGGCUAUUGAAGGGGAAAUCUUCCCAGCGCUCUUGAAAAUGCUCUUUGACGAGGAAAAGAAAGGACCGAGCGAGUACACGACGCGUAGUAUCAUUAUUAACCUUCUUUUCACGCAGCUUUCUACAGCAUCAUCAGCUGAAGAUGCCGCAUUGCGUGCUGCUCGGAUCCUGUCGUACUUACGAGACCCCACACCACCUGAAGAAAACCAGCCGCUUUCGUUCAUUGCCAACAUAUACCAGUCACGCCCGUACCGUGUCUGGUGUAAGGAAAUUUCCAAUGUGACCAAAGAAGUAUUCUGGAUCUUCUUGCAUCACUUGAACGUGAUACCCAUUGUGAAGAGCGAGAAGACGAGUUUGGAGGAUUUUCGAGAGAGGCAUUUCCCAGCCCCCAGGCCUCCGGUCCCUGCCGCCCCCUAUGUAGGUGGAGUUGAGUGGGACGCGACCAACUACCUAGCUGCGCAUCUGGAUCUCAUGAACGGACUUGUGGCGUCAAUGCCAUCGACAGAGGAGCGCAACAGACUACGAGCAGAAUUCCGAGCUUCUGGGUUCGAGAAGGUCAUGGGUGGCAAUUUGAGGACUUGUAAAGAAAAAUUUUACUCCUCUGUCCACGACUGCUUGCGGACAUGGGUUGCUGCCGCUAUUGAAGACGGGUGGCCAUAUACAGCUGUUCGUGAAGGUCCGCCACGGCCUGAGCCCGGGUCACCUACCAAAUCCCCAAUCAAAGCUGCUGGUGGCAGUCCUAGAAAGGGUCUUUUGGACGAGAGGCCUCCGCGGUUGGAGCUUGCAUUGGAUGGUCCUGCUAACAACCGAGUGCCUCCGAAGAAUGAAGGCCUUGGAAAUUGGUUAUGA